This is a messenger RNA of Oldenlandia corymbosa var. corymbosa, 605 nucleotides long. The record is from the annotation of a GenBank genome assembly. NCBI's taxonomy places the organism in Eukaryota, Viridiplantae, Streptophyta, Magnoliopsida, Gentianales, Rubiaceae.
AUUUAGGAAGAAAAAGAAAAAUGUCCAAUCCCGACAACAACAUUGCCCCAAUGUCGUACGAUAACGUUAACGACGACAACAACAAUCACAACCCUGCUGAUCCCAUGUCUGAUGACUCUGAAAACUCCUCCUUUUCGGUGACGAGCCGACCUCCAAGCGCAGGUUCUGAGCCGGCCCAAAACGGCUUCCGUCUCCCUCCGCCGCCCGCACCUGAGACCUUCAAAAUCAUGCGGGACCUGCAUCAUUACUCCGUCCUCUCAAGGAUGAGGAAGGCGGUGGAGUGGAGGCGCGAUCGUCUGGCGAGAGGCCCUCCGGAGGCCUUGCAGAGUACUUCAUACCCUGGCGGUGGAAUGGAUGAUGAUAUCCGCGACAUUGAGGCGGUGAUGGAAGGGCAGAGGGAUCUGGAGGCACUCAGGGCUGAGCUGCUGAACGCCGAUAAGAUUUGGCUGAGCUGUUUGGAAGAAUGCAAUGCUGUUGUGGAGCUGUAUCGUGAGUGUGGAUGGACACCGGACAUCACCAUUUUCGCGUCUGGAUCCACUGAGGUGCAGGCCAUGGUUCAUGCCUUAGAGCCGGUUCCUUCAAGGUUUUUGGGCUUCAUUUGUUGA